AUGUGUUUUCUGGCUCGCGCAGGUCCCAGCCGGUGCCUAGACGCGCUAAUCAUCGCCCUGAACCAGGCAAGCGGCGGGGAGUGGUACACGUCGACGAUGCAACUCCAGCUCGCGUCGUUGGAGCUCUGCGCGUCUUGCCGCAGCAUGCACCUGCUGAAGCUGAACGUGCAGCACGGGACGCCGACCCGCUUGUGGCGCGGCACCGCCACCACCCGCGAGACACGAAGCGUGAAGAGGCGCAACGUUACCCGCGUGCCGGUGGUCCGAGCGCGUACGGUGACCUGGAAGCUGCCGGGCCUGGCUCUGCGGAACAUGACGGGUGAUGCGUGGUCGGAGGUGACGACCUUUUCUCUGGGUCCCGGCUUCGACGACGACCUGCCCCGAGGUAUUCAAUGGCCCGAGAAAUUGACCCUGUUGGGCCUAGGCCCGGGUUUCAACCGUUCCGUGGAGCACCUGUCGCUGCCGGCGUCCGUGCGGUUUCUGGUCUUCGGAGCGAGCUUCAACAUGCCGAUGGACAAUUUCGCUUGGCCGCCUCUUCUCCGCGUCCUUGUUCUGGGCCCGUCCUUCAGCCAGCCCAUACACCCGGGAGCGUUCCCGGAAUCGCUCCAAGUUUUGCUGUUCCAAGGGGACUUCACGCAUCCAGUGGAGGGCUUCGUGUGGCCGAGGUCGCUGCUGCAGCUGUACGUUUGGGGAUUACUCGCCCAGCCCCUGGGCAGGAUCUCUUGGCCGGCAUCGCUACAGGUUUUGCUAUUCGGCCACGUUCGGAACGAGUCGUUGGACGAGGUCACGUGGCCGGAGUCGCUGAGGUCGCACGGCGCUCAGGAGAUGAAUGGCCCACCGUUGUGA
Molecule: messenger RNA, 846 nt
Organism: Ectocarpus siliculosus
Lineage: Eukaryota; Phaeophyceae; Ectocarpales; Ectocarpaceae
Source: the annotation of a GenBank genome assembly